Molecule: messenger RNA, 1713 nt
Organism: Elaeis guineensis (African oil palm)
Lineage: Eukaryota; Viridiplantae; Streptophyta; Magnoliopsida; Arecales; Arecaceae
Product: omega-hydroxypalmitate O-feruloyl transferase
Molecular function (GO): acyltransferase activity, transferring groups other than amino-acyl groups
Source: RefSeq, a predicted model, not a curated record
CCGGAAGGCUGUGGAAGACUAAAGAGGCUUUUCCCCGUGGAUCCUUACCAUCAAUGAUAGAUUAUGGCAUCAAAUUAAACUUGUUCAUGAUUAUAUUUCCCGCAAGCUCCAUGUUACAUUCUUGUUGUCGUUUCCAAGUGUUUUUCUCGUGUUAACAGAUAAAUGGCGAAGCAAAAUGGCAAUAGUGAAGUCACCAUCACCAUAACAAGAUCGGAGCCGGUGUUCGUCUAUCCAGCCGAAGAAACCGCCGACGAGUACUACUUCCUAUCCAACCUAGACCAGAACAUUGCUGUAAUUAUGAAAUCGGUGCACCUCUUCAAGGCGAACGAGACGAGGGGCAGCGAGGAUGCCGGCCGAGUGAUAAAGGAGGCUCUUGCCAAGAUUCUGGUCCAUUUCUACCCUCUUGCAGGAAGCCUCACAAUCAGCUCGGAGGGUAAGCUGAUCGUUAAGUGUGAUGGCCAUGGAGUGCCGUUUGUGGAGGCAGUGGCUGAAUGUGCCAUGGAAGUAUUAGGAGAUAUCUCCACUCCGGAUUCUGAGAAGCUUGGAAAGCUCGUCUAUAUUGAUCCAAGAGCUAAGAACCUCUUGGAGACGCCUCUCCUAACGGUUCAGGUAACAAGGUUCAAGUGUGGCAGUUUUGUCUUGGGCCUAGCCAUGAACCACUGCAUGGUUGAUGGGCUCUCGUGCAUGGAUUUCCUCAGCUCAUGGGCUGAGGUCGCUCGCGGCCGCCCCCUCUCCACCCCGCCCUUCUUGGACCGGACCAUCCUACGGGCUCGACAGCCCCCCAAGCCCGAAUUUCCUCACCACGAGUUUGACGACAUCGAAGACGUCUCCAAUCUCACCGAGCUCUACAACUCCGAACCACUCCAACACCGGUCGUUUAUCUUCGAUGCCGAUAAGCUGGGCCGGCUGAAACAAAUGGUCAUGGAGGGUGGGCCCAUAGAGGGCUACACAAGCUUCGUAGCGCUAACGGGCCUGAUCUGGCGGGCCAGAACUAGGGCCUUGAAAAUGAGCCGCCACCAAGACACUAAGUUGUUGUUCGCGGUGGAUGGCCGAACCCGGUUGGAGCCACACCUCCCGGUUGGGUUUUUUGGGAAUGGGAUCGUUCUAGCCUGCUGCCUAUGUAAGGCCGAGGAGCUCUUGGACCGGCCGCUAUCUUUCGCGGUCCAAUUAGUCCAGACCGCGAUCCACGAGAUAAACAAUGCGUUCAUCCGGUCUGCGAUCGAUUACUACGAGACAACCCGGGCGAGACCGUCGCUGUCAGCAACGCUGCUGGUGACCACAUGGACCCAGUUGAAUUUUAACAGCUUGGAUUUUGGAUGGGGCAACGCGAUUCAAACCGGUUCGGUCGAUCUGCCACAAAAGGAGGUGGCUUUGUUUCUUCGCCAUUGGAAGGAGAGGAAGAGCAUCGUGGUGGCGUUGGGAUUACCGGGUCAUUGCAUGGAGGUUUUUGAAGAGCUGAUGGAUUUCUAGCCUUUCAAGCAUGAAAAAGGAGAUCGAAAGCAUAUAAUUAAAUAAAAUUUAUUUUGAAGCAAAUGUACACUUGGACAAGACAAAAGGAGUGUUCCAAGCAAACAAGAAAAAAAGGAAAAAAAGAAGUGAAUUGUACACUUGGCCUUAAAAUAUAGCGAGAACAAGUAAAUUAUCUCAUGUACUAUUUUGUUAACUGCAGGGAGUGCAAUAUAUUAAAGCAUAAGUUGAUAAGUAAGUUGGUAA